UUGGAAGCACGGGAGAGAUGGCUGCGAAGAGUUUUGCUUCCAGACUUAGAGGCUCCCGGCGAUUUCUGAGUGGUUUCCUGGCCGGGGCUGUAGUGGGCGCGGCAGGAGCAGGGCUGACGGCCCUGCAGUUUUUUCGGAGCCGGGGCGCUGGGGCAGCGUUGGCAGCGAGGGAGCCGGACGAUCUUUCCCUUCGUCCCCGAAGAAUUCACCAGGAAUCUGCAGAAAAGGCUGUAUUGGAACAAUUUGGAUUUCCUCUAACUGGAACAGAGACUAGGUGUUAUACUAAUCAUGCCUUGUCUUAUGAUCAGACAAAGCGGGUGCCUAGAUGGGUUCUCGAACAUAUAUCCAGAAAUAAGAUAAUGGGUGAUGCCGACAGAAAACAUUGUAAAUUCAAGCCCGAUCCCAACAUCCCUCCAGCCUUCAGUGCCUUCAAUGAGGACUAUGUUGGAAGCGGCUGGUCACGAGGACACAUGGCUCCAGCAGGAAAUAACAAAUUUUCUAGUAAAGCCAUGGCUGAAACCUUUUACCUUUCUAAUAUUGUGCCUCAGAAUUUUGAUAAUAAUUCUGGAUAUUGGAACAGAGUAGAAAUGUACUGUCGUGAACUGACAGAGAGGUUUGAAGAUGUUUGGGUGGUGUCUGGACCUUUAACCUUACCUCAGACUAGAAGUGAUGGGAAAAAAACAGUUAGUUACCAGGUGAUUGGUGAGGACAAUGUGGCAGUCCCCUCACACCUUUAUAAGGUGAUAUUGGCUCGAAGAAGCCCAGAGUCUACUGAACCGCUGGCACUGGGGGCCUUUGUGGUGCCCAAUGAAGCCAUUGGUUUCCAACCCCAGUUAACUGAAUUCCAAGUGAGCCUCCAGGACCUAGAGAAGUUGUCGGGACUGGUGUUUUUCCCUCGUUUGGAUAGAAGCAGUGAUAUCAGGAAUAUCUGUUCUGUGGACACCUGUAAGCUUCUGGAUUUCCAAGAGUUCACUCUGUACCUGAGCACAAGAAAGAUUGAAGGAGCCCGUUCAGUACUCAGACUGGAAAAGGUCAUGGAAAACUUGAAGAAUGCAGGAAUUGAACCAGAUGAUUACUUCAUGAGUCGCUAUGAGAAGAAGCUAAAAGAACUCAAAGCGAAGGAGCAGUCAGGAACCCAGACGGGAAAGCCAUCCUAGUUUUUAAUCUCAUAAGACGUGCUAAUCAGCUGAAAUGAGGCAGGCAUGCAUUCUUCAGGCUGAUGUAUUUCGUGGCUUUGCUUUAAAGAAAUGAUGGAAUCCUAAAUUUACAACUGAAAAUUCCUUUGAAGGAUGAAAAAUCUACAAUUUUUUUUUGUCAUUGUCUUUUUGACUUGUGAACUAAUUACUAAGAGCAUUGUCAUAUCUCCAGAUCAAGAACUGGUCUUGUGUCAUGUUAUUAGGACUGUGUCCACUAGUUAACACUGCAUUCAUGUCUCUGGAAGAACAGUGUGUGAAGGAAGGCAUUGUUUAUUUUUUGUAUCCAAAUCAUACAUUGUCUUUGAUAUAUCUGCUUUGCUAUCUUGGAACUCGGUAUUGUAUGUUGUCUUUCCCAAGGAUCUGAGUUGGUCUUAAAGAAGGCUUUUAGAAACCCUCUAUUAUCCUGUCCAAAUAUAUAAUUUUAUUGUUUCUUUUCUUAUGCCCCAUAUUUCUCCACCUCUGUCUUCUUUGUGCUAAGCUCAGUGUUUUACUUAUAUUGUGUCACAGUGAUCCUCUGGGGUAAACCCCACUACCCUCAUUUUAUGUCUGGGGAAAUUGAGGCUUACAGAGCUUCAUAUCUUACCCUGUUUUCACCUUUCCAGAGAUAUCACCCCACAGAGCUAAGUGAAGACUGGUGGAUUUAGGUCUUCCUAACAUGAAGAUUUUUUGACUAAAAAAAUGCAUUGCCCACUCCCAUGGAUAUUUGUCCUAAAGCCUGCUUGGUAAGAAGGGUCUAGUUUUCGUAUGCUACAUGAGCCAAAGGGACUUUAAUAUCCUCUAAUGUGAAUAGUCCUUAGCUCUUUGGAACAGAAAAAGUAGGUAUUUGAAAGCUCUUACUUGCUCCAGACAUGCCAUUCUUUUCUCCUAGUGCUCAGGUGGAGCUAGGUCCAUGUGUUCCUUGCUUCCCAGGUGAGCUUUUGUUCUCAAGACUAAGGGACCUAACAAGAGUGUGUGCUGAGUCACCAGUGCAGGACUGGCUGCCUCUGCACCUGCUUGUCUAGACCUGAGCGGCACAGGGCAGGUGGAGCUUGGGGCCAAAGCUCCAAAGACAGUUACCCCUGGAGGGAAGGGUGGCUGUUACUCUGAGUCAGAUCUCUAGAUUUGGGUUUACCCAGCAUCCUUUUAUGGGCUAUCAUAAGUUAUAGACAGUAACAUAUCUUGAGGGAACAAGAACUUAUCUGUCAUACUGCUGAUGCCUUUCCAAGUAGUAUUAGAACAAUAUUUUGGUGUUUUGUGUUUGUCUCUAAUAGAAAUGCCAAGGCUUUAAGAUAAAGAUAAGAAGAUAAUGAGCGGCCUUGUUCUGUUCCUUUAUUUGAGUAAAAAGGAAAAGUUGGGGGGUAGAACACAGUAGCCUGAUUGAUUCCAUUUUGUUUUAUCACACUGUUCCCCAUUAGCUUGUGCCAGUCCUUUUCUUAGGGAUAUAUAGCCAAAAUGUCACUGUGACCAAAAAAUUCUGCUACUUUCUUUCCUCAGUGAAGAGGUGAUGGUGGGGCCUGGAUGUUUCUCCAGGAGCCCAAGGGGCAGUUCUGUGGGAUAAGUCCUGGCUACCUGUUGUGAUUCUUUGCAGUUGAGCCCGACUCCCUUUCCCCAUCACUGUGCCUUGCUCUGUGCUGCCCUGACCUUCAGCAGCCUUGGAGUUACCUCCUGUGCUCCUCUUGGGAUA
This is a messenger RNA of Urocitellus parryii (Arctic ground squirrel), 2859 nucleotides long. It is a transcript of the gene Exog, whose product is annotated as exo/endonuclease G. Gene Ontology annotation, biological process: apoptotic DNA fragmentation. Lineage: Eukaryota; Metazoa; Chordata; Mammalia; Rodentia; Sciuridae. The record is from RefSeq and is a predicted model, not a curated record. Gene Ontology annotation, cellular component: mitochondrial inner membrane; nucleus. Gene Ontology annotation, molecular function: 5'-3' exonuclease activity; RNA endonuclease activity; metal ion binding.